UCAGUCGGAAACCGAAUCGCAGACCCGCAACACAAGACUCACAGUUCGCAUUGCAUACUUUUUGGCGCGCUUCGAAAUAAACACACCAAUACGUACACCAAUACAACACACCAACACAAACAGGCUCGAUUGCUGCAUGUGUGUGUGUGUGUAGCUGUGUCUGUGUGAGAGUGCCUUCUAAAGUCGCCCAUCCUGCGAAGCGACAAAAUUCAUCAACUCUUGUGUCUGGGGUGGUAUGUGGAUAAAUUUUAGCCGCCAUGGAUCCCAGUGCUCUACAAAACAUGGAUCGGGACGCAUUAAAGAAGCAAAUCGAGAAUAUGAAAUAUCAGGCCUCCAUGGAGCGCUGGCCGUUAUCUAAAUCCAUAGCAGAAAUGCGCUCGUUCAUCGAGGAGAACGAGAAAAAUGAUCCGUUGAUCAAUGCGCCGGAUAAGAAGAACAAUCCGUGGGCCGAAAAGGGCAAAUGCGUUAUUAUGUAAUAUUAUCGUAAACCACAGAAAUACCGCCAUAACUAUGAUAACCAGCCAAACAAUAAUAAUGCAACCCAUUCCACGACUCAUACCACAACAACAACAA
This is a messenger RNA of Drosophila yakuba, 573 nucleotides long. It is a transcript of the gene Ggamma30A, whose product is annotated as guanine nucleotide-binding protein subunit gamma-e. The record is from RefSeq and is a predicted model, not a curated record. Gene Ontology annotation, molecular function: G-protein beta-subunit binding. Gene Ontology annotation, cellular component: heterotrimeric G-protein complex. Lineage: Eukaryota; Metazoa; Arthropoda; Insecta; Diptera; Drosophilidae. The transcript is spliced from 3 exons. Gene Ontology annotation, biological process: sensory perception of taste; phospholipase C-activating G protein-coupled receptor signaling pathway. Bases 258 to 476 code for a protein of 72 amino acids.